This is a messenger RNA of Sphenostylis stenocarpa, 282 nucleotides long. The record is from the annotation of a GenBank genome assembly. NCBI's taxonomy places the organism in Eukaryota, Viridiplantae, Streptophyta, Magnoliopsida, Fabales, Fabaceae.
AUGGCCCCUACCAAGCAAAAAAUCCACAAGUCUACCGGCGGCAAGGUUCCUCUGAAGCAACUGGCGACGAAGGCUGCUCGUAAGUCUGUUCCGGCAAUCGACGGAAUGACGAAGCCCCACAAUUUUAGGUUGGAACCUGAGGCUCUUCAAUUAGUGUCUUGUCUAGUACCUUCGAAUCACGACGCCCUUCACCGCCUGAACCACGCACCACCACAGCUAGCCCUCGCCCCUAAAACCACCGUACCCACCAUUAGUCGUCACACACAACCCCUCUUCUCUUGA